GGAAAUAUCGUAAACCUUUCAGUCCCCGUUGGACAUGGCAAUGCCUUAGGGAAGACCUCUACGAGCUCCCGGGCUUAAGAGCUGCCUUGGGUGUAACAAUGGCUUAUUGUAGCAGCAAGGAAAGAAUGUGACCAAAGGAGCUGCUACGGGGUGUGGCCAGGUGAGAGCAGCCAGCCCUCUCUACCUGCUCAGGUGGCUUAGUUUUUUAAGCAGCUGAAAAGUUAGCUCAGCAGACUAGCACCUGCUGGAGCUCGGUGUGCUGGGUGGUAGCUGAGCAAACUGGAAAUAUGUUUUGCUAGAGGGAGCAUUUGGAGACACGCCGGAGAAGGCAGCAGUCAGGAUGAAGAAAAAUCACUCUGUGCAGGGGACUAUUAGCAGACUCUUCGGGAAAAAACAUGCCAGCAACAAUUCCACCACUUCCCUCUACGUCACCAACCCCCCUUGGAUCUUCACUCAGGAGGUCACCACUGACAACCUGGCGAGAACUGGUGAAGUGGACGGCAUUUAUUAUGGGGAUAACCGCUUUGCUUCGGUGACAGAUUCUGGAACAGCAACACUUAAGCCACGUCCAAGAGUCCGACCUUUGUUGACUUUCUUACCUCUUAAUGCUCAGGAGUCUCAUGGAGUGGCUGUGCCAACGCCAUCAGUACCAGAAGGCUUUGAGGAAAAGCCAGCUCUAGGACUAGCUUCUCAGAUGAAUGGCAAUUACAGAAAGUACAAUUCAGUUCUUGAUCUAAGGCCCAAGGCAUUUGAGGAAAACUACUUGGAUGAUGAAUACAUUCCACCACCACCACCUGUUCCUCCUCCUCCACCACCACCAAUGGUUGACCUACCACCACCUCCCAUGGAAGUUCCACCUCCACCUCCCAUGGAAGCUCCACCUCCACCUUCUGUGGAACCCCCACCCCCACCAAUGGUGCCUCCACCCCCGCCACCUCUUCCAGCUCCAUCUCCUUCAGCCCUGGCUCCACCUUCAUUCUCUUAUUCCAAUUUGUCUUCCCCCAGUACUCCAUCCCCACCAGACUUCAUUCCUCCCACUCCUCCGCCUCUGGCUUUUAGGGAUGGCAAAGCCCCUCAUAUGCCUCCCAUUUCACCAGCACUUCACACCCCACCAUUCUCCAAUGGUGUGUCCAAAUGGAAAUCUGAGACUGUUCUGAACCUGAGGCAGCCCGAAACCAUUUCCCCCAAUCCAAACCUUGCUUCUCCAAGCACUCCCACCCAUAAGGUGUCACUAUUGCCACAAUCCGGCCCAGAGCCUCACCUUACCUUUCCGAGGUCAUUAAAAGUACCUCCCCCGACUCCCAUGAGAACAUCCUCUAUAUCCUCAGCAGAAAAAGAAUCCAGUCCAAGAGAUGAGCAGCUCCCCAAGUUGACUCCUCAUAGCCGACCUGCCCUACCAUCUAACUUUACUGUACGAAGUGCAGCCAUGGUUCACCCGGAGGGAGAAGUUGCAGGGAAAGCCACUGUGGAAAAGCCUUCCCUGUUAACCACAGAGGCUGGAAGUUCAAAACAGACAUCAGAUUCUAAUGGCUCCUCUGCCUCCCCGCUGAAGCAUGAGGCGCCACCAGGCAAAGAAACAGAUUCUUCGGACUGGGCAUCCUCUGAUGAUGAAGACUGGAAGGAACGCAGCAACCUGGACAAGCUAAAGCAUGAAUUGUCUGCCCUGCUGUCCUCUUCAUGCAGAAAGGAAGACAGGCCACUAGACAGAACUGUAUCUCCCAAGACUACAGCCAACGUUACCAAUAGCAACCAAGUUGUUCCAGAUGAACCAAAACAAGCUAGGCCUGCUGUGACAAGCCCCAAAUCACCAGCGGUUACAGAAAGUGAAAGGAAAGGAAUCAGGCCUGCUAAUACGCCUUCCAUGGGCAAAACCUCUCCCAGUGAUGCUUCCUCAACACUAGACAACAAAUCCACCACUGCAAACAGCGUUUUGAAAUUCAAAGAUGAACUGGAAGCCUUGUUGUCACCGACCAAGGAUGGGGGGCCACCUUUGGCUUUUGCAAACCUAAGACGUAAUCCAGAACCAAAGAAGCAAGUUACUCUUCAGUUUGGUGGCAGCCAGACCAAUAGUGGCGAGCCCAGGCUUCCAAAACCCACAGCAAGUCCGAAUACACCAACGUCGGAAGUGACAGAGAAAGAGCCUAAGAUUCCUAGCACUUCUGCUGGUCACUUGGCACCUGACAACACUUGUAAACCCCCAGCCCCUCCUAUGAAACCAAAAAAUGAACUCUUGGUUCCAUCUGCGCCUUCACCAGCCUCGUCUGGCACGGCCUCACCUCUACUAACUGCAUCUCCUAACAUGGAUUUCUCUCUUUUCCAAUACAAGAUGCAUAGGACGAGGUUCGGUUCCAUUGACAGCCUGGCCUCUGCGAGUUCUUCCCAAACGACAGAAGAUGGAACCACCAGCACAAAUAAUAAUGAAAACCAAAGAGGCUCAGCUGAGCGCAGGCCCUCAGAGACAUCCACAACCUCUUGGAAGACAGAGAAAAUGAAUAGUGAAGUUUUGGUUCACCCUGUUACAGGAGAAAAAGUAGAGAGGGGAUCCCCAAUGGCUCUCCUCUUAGCUGCACAACAGAGGGCCCAAAGAGGUAGGUCUUCUGCGUCAGCCUCCCGACAGAACAGCUAUUUGUCAGAGAGGCCCCAGUUCAAGUUAUCAGAGAAAUUGCACAGCAACAGCCAGUCAGAGACUGGGUCACCCACUAUUUACUACAGUGACUCCAAGCCCAACUCUGUCAUGAUUGUACCAAAGUCUCCUCAAAAGGAAUCACUUGCAGCCUCCGAAAACAAGCAGUGUAAUGGAGCAGGUAUACCUGACAGCAGCACCUUGGGCUUGUCAGAGGGGCAGAGGGGUCAGAAGCCUCAGACAUUUUCCAGUGCCUCAGAACAAUGUGGGAAUGCACAGAAGGUCAAGGAGAUGAAUGUCUCCCAGAAUCUUCCCUCAUCAAACAGGCAUGGGACUUCUAUGUUAGUUCAAGGCCUCCUAAGUCACAGCAGGCAGGAAGCUCCCUUGCACUCUCUCACAGCACCCCAAAACCACGCCAAAGACAACAACGAUGAGGUGGAAGAGGGUUUUGAUUAUGAGAUCAUUCCCCCUCCACCUGAGUUCAGCAAUGAUGCCCAAGUGGUCCCAGACAAUUCUUCAAAAGGGGAUGAGAACCACAAAGCCCUUAAUAUCCCAGGUGGCAACCAGGCCUCAAAUAAGCAACUUAAUUCCAACCCUUCAAGCUAUAACUACAGUAACAGUUAUUCCCUGACAUCCAAAUCAAUUCUGGAGAACAGCAUGAGGCCCAGUGGAUACAGCCACCAUUACCCAGGUGGGAGCUACUCCUCUAGCUACCUCAGUUCCUAUGACAACAGCCGUCCUCUGAUCAAGAAGCGCCUCUAUGUGACAGAGACGGAUGGGUCGUAUAGCCGGCCCACCAUGUCUUCUCGCAGCAUGAGCACACCCACCUCCUCCUAUGGCCACAGUACAAUGUCAUACAACUCUCAGGCCGCGGAAGGGAUGCGCCGGGCUAACUCCACUCACAGGAAUGGUCCAAACAGCGCACAAGGGCGAAGGGUGUCCCUGGAAUUACCCGGGAAGAUGGUGACUUACAGUAAUGCUGCCAGUGAAGCCAUGUAUAAAGGCCAGAACGGAGAGUACGCUACCAACACAGCAGCCGCUGGCAGAUCCUCUCAUGGAAGUCAACAAUAUAGCGGAACUGCAAAUACAUUUACCGUCAGGCCUGGAGCACGACAACCCAUUUCUUAUUCAUACCAAGGAGGUCUUCGAUAAGGCACGUACAAGGAAGCUGUAUCGCCUUGCACCAGCUUUGGCCAAGUUAUAGGCCUCGUCCUAACUGCUUUGUUCUUUGAUAGCUGUAAAAUGAGGCACAAGAGCCUGUCCUAGACUGAAAGUAGUCCAAGUGUCCGCUUGUAAAUAGACUGGUUGUAAGUUAUUAGGGACAAGGUAAGAAUGAGUUCUAAGGGCUUCUGUGCAAAAUGGAUAAGGGGGCAAGUUAUGCCACAUAGUCACUCAGCAACCUUUGCUUAAAGCAUUUAAGUAAUUACAUAGACUUCCUAGUGACUUUUGCCAGCUUGGCCUGUAGAAGAUUAUAUCUAGACUAGCAGUUUAUGGAAGAAACUUUCAGCACCAUCUUCUUUCUUGAGUGUGCACCUGACACUUCGAAGCAGCAAAGAAGGGAUGGGUGCCUUUAUCCUAGCGGGAGGCAAGGAACAGAAGAGGAAUCUAGGCUGCGGAAAAGGAGAGCAGGAGCCAAGAUUAAGAGGGGGAGUUAAAUGGCAGUGGCCCCAAUAGCUAUGUGGGGCCAAAAAUUGAAAUCUGAAGAGCCUAGGGGUUGGAAGAAGACGGCAUAGUUGUAGGGAAGGGGAAGAAGGGUUUAGAGGGAUAAAGCAGAAGAAAGCAAAUAGAUGAGAGGGACUAGGAAUACUUACUUUUUGUGGUAGCUGUGGCUUUAAGACAGGGAUGGUCAUGUUGGACUUCAGUUUCCAUAAUCUCUUACCAUUAUGGCUGAAGUUGAUGGGAGUUGGAAGCCAACAACCUCUGGAAGGCCAUUAGUUCUCUGUCCCUGCUUUAAUAACUCCACAAAAAGAGAAAAUUAAGCAGCUAGGAUUCCCCCUCCCCCUCAAUCACUUCAUCUCCAUGUCAGGUAAAGCCAAACGUACUGGAUUUCCAUUUGUCAUGCAAGUACAAAAGACAUAGGAACCCUGAGAGAAGUCUGCUAGCCUAGGAGGCAUUGUCAGACCAAGGUGUUAUUGAAUCCAUUGGAAAUAAUUGAGAUUGCACCUUCUUCAGAUAAUUCUACAGGUCAAUUUUUAGACUAGAAAGUUUAGCGUUUUGUAUGACUCACCUCUAGAAACAAGAAUGAGACUUCACAGCAUUCACUAAUACCCAUACAAUAUAAAUACAGAAUAUUAAGAGUAUUGCUGUCACUUUAAAAUGCAACUUGUUAAUUGAAUUUUGGGGAGAGGUUUUAAUUAAGAAACUGCACCAGGAUAAAAUGAGUCGAAAUGACAUAUUUGCCAGGAUGCAGUCUGGAGAUCCUGUUUGUCUCCUUAAAAGAACACAGUCACUGUGACCCCUGACCUGUGCCUCCAUUGGUCCUUUCACCUUUGCCUUGCCUCCUGUGGUGGAAAACUAAUCACAGCAAGCAACAUGAUAUGGGCAGAAGGACAGAAUGGGAGGCGUAAAGGCUGUUUCUUUCUUCUGCAGUCCCAAUUUUUUUUUAAGGAAAUUGGACCCAUCUCCUUUGCAGGCUGAACAUGUUACAUACAAAGUAAUAAACAAUGUCAAAGUGGGCACCAAACAGUUUGGUUUUAAGGUGUGUGUGUUUUAUCACUAUGGGGCAUUGUAGGUGCUGGCACCUAUAAAAAUUAAAGCAAAGUUAUAUAUUGAUGUAUAUCAAGGAAGCAAUGCAGGUUUAAAGUUCGGCUCUGUAAAUGUGAGCCUUGCAGCCUGAUCCUUUGAGUAAAUUUUAUUGAGUCAAUGAGAUUUACUUCCAAAAAACUAAGUAUGGGAUUGUAUUAACCCACCUUGGCUUGUUUGCCCAUGUAUGAGAGCUGUUCAUUCUAUGUGUUGAAUUUGUUGGUCUGGUCUCUGUUUAAUGGCUGACAAGUGUCAUGUUUUUGUCAGUGAUUAUGUGAUAAACCUGGAUAGCUUAUUCCUAAAUUAGUCCCAUAGUUGACACAUGCAGCAGCA
Molecule: messenger RNA, 5698 nt
Organism: Lacerta agilis (Sand lizard)
Lineage: Eukaryota; Metazoa; Chordata; Lepidosauria; Squamata; Lacertidae
Gene: C6H6orf132
Product: chromosome 6 C6orf132 homolog
Exons: 5
Coding region: 341-3775 (1144 amino acids)
Source: RefSeq, a predicted model, not a curated record